Leucoraja erinaceus (little skate) is the source of this 2217-nucleotide messenger RNA. RefSeq lists its product as uncharacterized. NCBI's taxonomy places the organism in Eukaryota, Metazoa, Chordata, Chondrichthyes, Rajiformes, Rajidae. Gene Ontology annotation, cellular component: cytoplasm. The record is from RefSeq and is a predicted model, not a curated record. Gene Ontology annotation, molecular function: NAD+ poly-ADP-ribosyltransferase activity.
ACAAAAGGAUAUAGGAAAAGAAAAGAAGCGGAAAAGUGGAAUGUGAGAAGGGAGAGGGUGGAGUAAGAAAGAGGAGGGGGAAAUAUGAUCAGAUUCGGUGAAUGAUUUAGGACAGAAUUAAUAAAUCUCUUACUUAUAUUUUCUUUUAUUUUCGUCAAAAGGCAAGUUUCGAACUUCGACUCGUUACCAUGGCCUGCCAUAUUCCACGGUGCCUCACGAGCUGUUUGGCACCAGUUGAAAACAAGAUCUACGUGAUGUACCAUGGAACCAAUGUCGCAGAUGCGCAUGCCAUUCGUAAAUGUGGUUUCUGUCAAUCCAAAGAUGGCACGUUCGGUCCUGGAGUCUAUGUCACACGUAGCCUUGAUAAAGCCAGCAGAUAUCCCCUAGAUCUGGAUAACAGGCAAAAGAUUGUGCUUCAGUUGCUGGUCAAUGCGGGAAAAGUCAAAAAGAUAGAUUAUCAUGGCUUUGACACUGCUUGGUGCCCUCCAAGGUGUGGGAAGGUUAAAAGUGGUUGUGUCUGGGAUCCCAAAAGAAUAAAAAUUAUUGAUGUAUUUCGCCCAAAAAAUAAUCGGUCUAACCAGUGGUUCUUCACCGAGACAGAUGUUCCCCAUCCUGACGGCAGUGUUACUUCCUGGAGCACGAAGGCAAGUUUUGAAAUUCGACUCGUUACCAUGGCCUAUUAUCAGCAAAAUAUAUGGGCUGAAGAAGAUGGACCUGGUUUUAAUCCACCGUGCCUCGAAAGUCUUGUGUCACCAAUUGAAGACAAGAUCUAUGUGAUGUACCAUGGAACCAGUGCUGUAAGUGCACAGUCCAUUCUAACAAACGGUUUUUGUCAAUCCAAGGGUGGCAUGCUCGGUCCUGGAGUCUAUGUCAGUAGGGACCUCCAAAAAGCUAGCAGGUAUCCCCUGAACAUCGAUCCUAGCCAAAAGAUUGUGCUUAAGUUGCUAGUCAAUGUGGGAAAAGUCAAAAAGAUAGAUUAUCAAGGGCACCCACUCCAGAUGACAUGGCACUGUAAAGGCUAUGACACUGCUUGGUGCCCUCCAUUCUGUGGGAUGGUUCAAAGUGGUUUGGAAGAGGAUUGUGUCUGGGAUCCCAAAAGAAUAAAAGUUAUUGAUGUAUUUCGCCCAAAAUAUAAUCAGUAUAACCAGUGGAUCUUCACCGAAUAUCCUGCAAGUUUUGAAAUUCGACUCAUUACCAUGGCCUAUUGUCAGCAAAAUAUAUGGGCUGAAGAAGAUGGACUUGGUUUUAAUCCACCGUGCCUCAAAAGUCUUGUGUCACCAGUUGAAGGCAAGAUCUAUGUGAUGUACCAUGGAACCAGUGCUGCAAGUGCACAGGCCAUUCGUCAAAAUGGUUUCCAUCGAUCCAAAGGUGGCAUGCUCGGUCCUGGAGUCUAUGUCAGUAGGGACCUCCAAAAAGCUAGCAGGUAUCCCCUGGACAUCGAUCCCAGCCAAAAGAUUGUGCUUAAGUUGCGAGUCAAUGUGGGAAAAGUCAUAAUGAUAAAUUAUCAAGGGCACCCACUCCAGAAGACAUGGCACUAUCAUGGCUAUGACACUGCUUGGUGCCCUCCAAGCUGUGGGAUGGUUCCAAGUGGUUUGGAAGAGGAUUGUGUCUGGGAUCCCAAAAGAAUAAAAGUUGUUAAAGCAUUUCACCCCAAAUGUAAUCUGUCUAACCAGUGGUUCUUCACUGAAUAAUCGUGAUCUUACUGGGGCAAUGGGGUAAUAGUUAGAAGAUGUGGAUAAUGGUGAUCUUGGGUGUAACAAUGGUGGUGGGACCUCCACAUAUGACAAUCAAACAUAGGGUUCGGUGGGAGAAAGCUCCUAUUUUUGAAGAUGACCUUCAGUAUGCUUUAGAGAGUAAUAGAAACGGAUUAAGUGGGUUAUCCCAUAAACUACCAAUGUUCAUCGUAUAAAUCUUGUGAAAAAUUGGUUGUUUUGGUGACUAUAUUGGAGGUUGCUAAAACCGGAAAAGCAGAUAAUUAGGAAGAUCAGCAUCAGCUGCAGUGGGAAUAAAACAAGUUCGGGAAAUAAAGCAAAUCAUUCUACUCAAACAGCAACAGUAAAAAAUCAGGUGUAUAAAGUGUCAUAUUGUGUUCUUUGAAAUGCAACCUCUCAAAGCAAUCACUGUAUUAUUCUGUAGCAACAACUUUUGUGAGCUGGAAAACCAUUGAUCACUGUACUCUGUGUCUUGUACUAAAUUGAAUAAAAUCAUUGGCCACUU